CGUAUAAAGGCGUCGACCUGGUAACCUUCUGCACACUUCUAAGUCAACGGUCCUCCAACAUGUACCGAGCACUGGCAAUUGUCCUUCUCGCCGCGUCGGCGCUGUCCGACUCCGCCCCGAGCUACCGGGCCCCAGCUCCCGCUCCUGCACUGAACUACGGAGCCCCCGCCUGCCACGACGGCCUCGUCCGCAGAGCCGACGGUUCUUGCGCCCAGCCCAUCAUCACCAGGAACCUGUACCUCUACAACGCCCCUGCCCAGACGGUGACAUACGGACCUCCUCCUAUUCUGCCUGACCCCAAGGUGCACUUCAACUACGUGUUCGUGCGCACCCCGGCAGUCCAGCCCGGACCCCGCCCCGUUGUCGUGCCACCUCCCCAACAGAAGACCCUCGUGUACCUGCUGAGCCAGCGCCCUGGUGCCGUUGGACAAGAGGUUAUUGAGGUUCCCUCGACCCCCACCCAACCUGAGGUCUACUUCGUCAACUACAAUGACGGAGACAACCCUCAACUCCCCGGAGGCAUCGACCUCCAGACCGCCCUCAGCCAGUCCGCGGCCCAGGGACAAGUUAUCGGCGGUGAUGGUGGAUUCGGUGGUGGAUUCGGACAUGGAUCCGAUGAAAGCCGAGAAAAUGGCAGAAGAGGAGGAUACCAGUAAUCUAUUUCUUUAUGCCUUUUAUAACUUAUUUUUUCCUCUCGCAUUUAGCCUAUCUUUCCAGUCAUGUUCUCUGUUUGUCAACAAAAUUUCGAAAUCCAUAACGACUGCGUGCGAAUAAAGUUAUUUAUGAUUCUUUA
This is a messenger RNA of Hyalella azteca, 793 nucleotides long. RefSeq lists its product as uncharacterized. The coding region runs from base 60 to 656 and encodes 198 amino acids. NCBI's taxonomy places the organism in Eukaryota, Metazoa, Arthropoda, Malacostraca, Amphipoda, Hyalellidae. The record is from RefSeq and is a predicted model, not a curated record. The transcript has 2 exons.